Corylus avellana is the source of this 966-nucleotide messenger RNA. The record is from RefSeq and is a predicted model, not a curated record. NCBI's taxonomy places the organism in Eukaryota, Viridiplantae, Streptophyta, Magnoliopsida, Fagales, Betulaceae.
GUCCAAAGCGUGCAAAUUGCAAUGGCUCCGAUCGUGGUUCGUGAAGUUUGGCAAGACAACCUCGAGCAGGAAUUCUCCAAAAUCGCAAGAGCUCUCCCCUAUCAUUGUUUCGCCGCCUUCGACACUGAGUUUCCCGGUAAAGUCUUCCCUGCUAACAGCCGAAACCACUACUCCCAUCUAUCUCCCGCUGAGAAUUACCUGCAUAUGAAGCGCAACGUGGAUGCCACUAAGAUCAUCCAGUUGGGUCUCGCUCUCUCGAAUGCCAAGGGGGAUUCUUGCUAUGUCUGGGAGUUCAAUUUCAAAGGUUUCGACAAGGAAACUGAUCUUCAUGAUUUGGAGUCCAUCCAGUUACUGGAGCGGCAGGGGAUUGACUUGAAUAAGAACCAAGAAAAGGGUAUCGAAUCUAAGGAGUUUGUGAGGCUAAUCGUUAACUCUGGCCUCUUGUGGAAUUCCAACAUCACUUGGGUCACCUUUCACGGUGCAUAUGAUUUUGGGUACUUAAUCAAAAUGUUGAUUGGGCGAAAACUGCCGUAUGAUCUCAUGGCGUUUAUGCGUUUGGUGCUAUACUUCUUUGGAUACAGGGUGUUUGAUAUCAAACACAUCAUCAAGUCGUGUCAGGGGCUCUAUGGCGGUCUGGAGAGGGUGGCCAACACUCUUGGGGUUGACCGUGUUGCUGGGAAGAGUCACCAGGCGGGUUCGGACAGUUUGCUCACCUUGCAGACAAUAAUGAAACUCAAUAAUGUUUAUUUCAUGGGUAAAUUUUUGAUGCAUUUUGGGUUGACCCUAUACACUUUAGAAGUGGAUGAUGUUAUUCCAAUUCCUCAAUCAAAAGUUGCAGAUCUGAGACCUGGACCAGCUAAAUCUUCUCAGAAUGGGAUGCAAAGUUCUGAUUCAUUUCAACAUCUAUAUGUUGGUCAUCUGCAUAUUCGAGUUCUUGAUGGAUAUGCUUCUAGUUCAUUAAAGUGA